Puntigrus tetrazona (Sumatra barb) is the source of this 3177-nucleotide messenger RNA. Its product is annotated as lethal(3)malignant brain tumor-like protein 4. The transcript has 20 exons. Gene Ontology annotation, biological process: regulation of DNA-templated transcription. The record is from RefSeq and is a predicted model, not a curated record. Gene Ontology annotation, molecular function: protein binding; zinc ion binding. Gene Ontology annotation, cellular component: nucleus. NCBI's taxonomy places the organism in Eukaryota, Metazoa, Chordata, Actinopteri, Cypriniformes, Cyprinidae. Bases 170 to 2140 code for a protein of 656 amino acids.
CCGCGCGCUGCGCAUGCGCACUGCUCCGUGCUGUCUGUCAGCGCGUCUGUCUGGAGGAUCUCAGGCUCUGAGUGCGGGUCCUGUAGGUGUGAUGAAGUGUGUGUUUGAGCGGGAUGUGUUCGGGCUGAACCCUGACCCCUGACCCCGACAGCAGCCGAGCUGAUCUCUAAUGAUGCAGAGCGAGGACCGUAAGAGAAAGAACCCCAGAAGCGUGUCGGACGAGUACAGUCUGCGUGAGCGACCCAAAGAAGAAGCCGCAAAGAUGAAGAAUAAAGUUUCCUCGUCACAAGCGCUGAGCGGAAAGAAGAAGCCGUGGUCCUGGGAUCAGUAUCUGGAGGACGAGCGAUCUCAAGCGGCUCCUCUGGAGAUCUUCACCGAGUUCCAGGCGUUUCCUGACGGCAGGAAUGGCUUUAAGGUGGGCAUGAAGCUGGAAGGCAUCGACCCGCUGCAUCAGUCCAUGUUCUGUGUGCUGUCUGUGGCCGAGGUGAUCGGCUUCCGAAUGCGGCUCCAUAUCGAUGGUUUCUCAGAGUGCUAUGACUUCUGGGUAAACGCCGACUCUCCUGACAUCAAACCGGCCGGAUGGUGCGAGGCGACGGGACACAAGCUCCAUCCCCCCAAAGGUUACAAGCUGAACGAGUUUACCUGGAAGCAGUAUCUGGAGGCCAGUAACUGUCCAGCAGCGUCAGAGAGUCUCUUCAGAGUCCAGAGCAGAAGCGGCUCGGGGUUCGAGGUGGGCAUGAAGCUGGAGGCGGUGGACCGGAAGAACCCGUGUCUGGUGUGUGUGGCCAGCGUGGCCGACAUCGUGGACGACCGCUUCCUAGUGCACUUCGACAACUGGGACGACACCUACGACUACUGGUGUGACGCCAGCAGCCCGUUCAUUCACCCGGUGGGCUGGUGUCAGGAUCACGGCCGGACCCUCACGGCUCCUCAGGGACACCCGAACCCCGAGCACUUUGUCUGGGAGGAGUACAUGGAGGACAGCGGUGCUUCUGCAGCUCCCAGCCAGGCCUUCAGUGUGAGAUCUCCACACGGCUUCCAGAAACACAUGAAGCUGGAGGCGGUGGACAGAAGAAACCCGAUGCUGAUCCGAGUGGCCACCAUCACCGACACCGAAGACCACCGAGUCAAAGUGCAUUUCGACGGCUGGCAUGAGAAGUUUGAUGUCUGGGUGGACUCGGACCUGCCGGACCUUCACCCGGUGGGCUGGUGCUCUCGGACCGGUCACCCUCUGGAGCCUCCGCUGCCUCACGCAGGGCUGUCAGACGUGAAGAGCUCCGUGACGCAGGGUGUGUGUCCAACCCCGGGCUGCAGGGGCAUCGGACACAUCAAAGGAGCAAAGUACACCGGACACCACAGUGCCUUCGGCUGCCCGUAUUCUGACAUGAACAUGAAGAAAGAGGCGGUUCUCCCGGACCGGCUCGGAGGAGAGAAGCAGAUCACCUUCAUCCCGGUGCACUUUGUGCAGAAAACCAAGAGUCUGUGUCCAGAAGAGGAAGAAGAGGAGGAGGAGGAAGAGGAGGAUGGGAAGGAGGACAUCAGUCGUGAAGACAACAGGGCGAUGGUGGCGUGUGACGGAGCUCCUCGUCUUCGUGGACGGCCUGCCCUUCUGAAGAAAGAGCUGAAAGACGAGCCGCUGACGCCGACGCUCCUCGGGAAGAGACCUCGGUUACCCAGCAGACUCUCUCAGUCCACGAAGUAUCUGCGUAUCAAGGAUGAAGAGGAUGACAUCGAUGUGAACAGUGUUAUUUCAGAGCGUAGCGUGGACAGUCUCCAGCAGGCUCUUCAUCAGUCCGUCUUCCUCUCAGCGAUGUCCGCUCACCCGAGCAGGGAUCUGCCGCUGUGCUGGGAGCAGCACUGCAAGCUUCUGCCCGGCGUGGCCGGCGUUCAGGCCAGUCGAGUCUCUCACUGGAGCGUCCAGGAGGUGGCUGAUUUCAUCCAUUCUUUACCGGGCUGUGAGGAACAGGCCAAGCAGUUCAGAGAGGAGCAAAUCGACGGCAAGGCCUUUCUUCUGUUGACGCAGCGAGACAUCGUUAAGAUAAUGAGCGUGAAGCUCGGCCCGGCGCUGAAGAUCUAUAACUCCAUCCUGAUGUUCAAACACGCCGAGGAUAAGAAGCAGACUCCGGCGGGAGACACGUGAAGCUCCGCUCAAGCUGCUGUAUCGAUGCAUUCCGACACCUUCGUGCCCCGAACGCCUCCGUUAGCGCUCUUCACCCACGGCCUCGUCUCCGUCAGGUUCCCGCUCUGCCUUUAAACCUCACCCUUUCCUUCUCCACCCGACACGACAAUCAAACACAGGCACCGCCGUCUUUCAGGGGUCUCUCUCCGUCACGGUGCUAUUUGUACUCAAACACAAACAGGAGAACUACAGGACUUGUGUGUGUGUGUGUGUGUGUGUGUGUGUGUGUGUGUGUGUGUGUGAGAGAGUGUCUAAAUGAACAGUCGUCAUUUACUUGCUCUCUCUGUGACCAAACCCCUGUGACUUUCACAAAAGAACGUGCUGCUGUUUACAGUCUAAUAGAAAUGAAUGAGAGACAAACAGCUCUGUAUCUCACACAGACACACACACACACAGACACACACACACACACACACAGCUUUGAAUUAGGACUGAAAAUGUUCUGUUCUGUCCAGUCAAGUUAGUGCUGGGCAGCCAUUAAUCACGUUAAAAAUCAUUUUUAUUUCUAUUAUUUUAUGUGUGUGUGUGUGUGCUGUGUAGGCUUGAUUUAUUAUGCAUGCAGAAAUACACACACAUGCAUUUAUAUAUGUGUUUAUAUAUUAAAUAUAUUGAUAUAAUAUAGAAAUGAGUGCUGUCAAAUGAUUAAUCGCAUUUAAUUGCAUCCAAAAUAAGUUUGUGUUUUCAUAUGUUAUGUGUCCAUAGAAAUAUACAAGCAUACAAUAUAUAUUUUGAAAAUAUUUGUGCAUAUUUAUAUUAUAUUUUUAUAUAAAUAUUUAAUAAAUAAUAUACACAUACAGUACACACACACAUAAAUAUACACAGUACACACUCAUUAUGUAAACAAAAACUUAUUAUGGAUGCUCAUUUGAUAGCACUGAUAGAAAUAAUAUAAAAAUUAAUAUGUAUAUGUGUACACAGCGCGCACACACACACACACACACACACACACACACGCACACACACAGACACACACACACACACACACACACACAUACACA